CCAAACUCCCACUGUCAUCCUGUCCAGCCCUUUCCACCUCUUCGUGUAAGCCGGCCGCUGAACGACGGCCACGCGCACACGCCAUCGUCCACGACCCCAUCCCAUACCUAUACUCAAACAGUUACCCUCUCCAGCCUCAAACGGCGACGACAACGACGAAACCCAACGGUAAUAACUGCAGCCCCCGAGCACAUACCGGGCACAUACACGCGGGGCCGCCAUGGCCCCCGAGACGCGUUCCCGCGGCGUGCCUCCCCCGAACCGUGUGUACAACUCGUCGCCCGCGCUGCAGCAAGUGCAGUUCCCGUCGCGGCGCAAGAAGAUCCGCACGUACGGCCGACGGACCUCGUUACACACGCCCUCCCUACGACAGCAGACGCUCACGCAGAUUGACUUUGUCUCGAGCUUCGACGGCGACGAUGAUGGCGGCGACGAUGUCAUUACCUUGACGGACAGCGAGGACGAAACAACACGGCCGCACGUUCCCGAGAAGCAGGACAGCGGCGGUGACGACAAGGAGAAUAGAAAUCCAAAAAGUCGAGCCAAGGGGAAGGCCAAGGCCAGGGCGACGGUACGCGUGCAAGGGGACGGCGGGGGCGACGGCGACGGCGACGAUGACGACGAGCCCGUACCCGUGUCGAGGAGGAGAAGGAGAAAGAGGCCAUCCACCGGCGCGACGGACAUGAAAUCGAAGCGCAGGCGAACGCUAGGCGAUGAUAUCCCCGAGAACACGGCAAGUAGGCCAAAGAGCGUCAAGGACAGCAGGACUUCGCGUCGGAGGACCGUGGGGGAUGCACCUUCAUCGUCAUCAAAGUAUCAUACACAGACCUUGACGCAAUUUCUCGGCCAACGGUCCUUCAUUGCCGACUCAGACGACGAGGGCGACGACCUUGGCCUCGUUCCGAGCGAAGACGAAGGCGACAAGGGAAACGAUGACGGCUUCAUGGAGUGGCUCGGCGAACCGGGAAGUCCCAGUGUGCGACGAUCCAGGACUCGACAGCGCAGAUCCGCGCCCCCAUCGCCUCAGAAGCCGAGAACCAGCAAGUCCAGUCAGGGGCCGGCGUGUCCGUCUAGAGAGGAGUCUGUGAUACCGCAGACACCCGUGAAGCGCACCACCGACGCCGGCACUACCCCCUGCCUUGGCGAAAAUGACUCCAGCAAGGUCCUGGACUCUCCCUGUACGACGCUCAUCGACCGCUACGGGGCCCCGGAUGCGCAAACCUCUCCACUCAAGGACCGUGCCUCGCCCACCGCGCCGCCGCCGCUGCAGCUGACAGGCGUGCCGAAGCACCUCGACGCCACACCCACGCGGCGUAAGCCGGCCAUGGUCAUACAGGAUUCAUUCGCCACGACGGGCAGCUGGGCGUCGCCGACUCGAAGCCAGCACAAGGCCAGUCAGAAGGCAGAUGCCUCUGCUGCGGCCACGCCGAUGGAGGCCCCUCGGCGGCCAGGACGGGACCCCAGUGCUAAGCUAGGAGCCAGCUCCGCGGCUGGACGCGUGAGCACGUCUCCCGACAAAGUCAACACCGAUAAGUCACCCAAGAAAGCCGUGGGCGGAUUGUCCGAAAUUCCCGAUUCGGAUGAGGAAGAUGAGGGCUUCGACGCAGAAGAAAGCAUGCGAGGAGGCGGUGAGCUCGAAGAGGCACGGGAUCGCGACGAGCACCAUUUCGUAGUGGGUGCUGAGACGCAACUUGUCAUGAGUGAACUGGCAUCAAGCGAAGCAUUGCAACAGUCUCUCGGGAGGCCGGUUUCUGUCCCUGCCCGAUCGUCGUCAUCUCUCUCCUCCAUCUCCGAGCAGUCGUCGAGCGCCGCCCCCCAGGCCGUCAGUUGCCCCCCAGCGACCCUUCCACGGCCGCCACCCUCCGAACAUCAGGAGUCCCGUUCGCGACAGGAGCCGUCAGCCGCCAAGCCAAGCACCAAGCCCAUUCGCAAGCCCCUUUAUCACCCGGUGUCACCCUCGCAGCCCCGCCAAAGCCAGCCGUUCGAGUCCCAGCGCGUCCACGUCACUAUCCUCCAGUCCCUGGCCCCUCCUACGCCGCGCUCCGACAUCCUCCUCCCCUUGUCCACCGUGCAGCUCGAGCCGCUGGUGAGCGGCCACGUCGUCCACGUCGUCAUGCCGUUCAAGAUCCCCACGCAAGUAGUCCGCUUCUGGCUCCUUGAGCGCUCGAUGCUGCGGUACAUGGCUUGCGUCGAACCCUAUCCCCCCGACGGGGAACCGCUGCCUAUCCCUGUGACUGGCUCAAGGGGCUCAUGGCGGUACUACGUCCGGCAGGUGUACCAGCUCAACAACCCCGUUGCGGAACCCGACAUGCGUGAGGAAGGCUGGUUGGACAAAAGCGAGGCUAUCGGAAAAUACGUCUACCUGCCACCAGCGAUGAUCGGCCAACUCCUUUGGAACCUGAGGCACGCCCUUUUUGGCGACGACGCCGAGGAGGAGCGAGCUUCAGACUCGGACGAGGAGGCGGUCGCGGAGGCGGGCACCACCCAUGCCGAGCCUCCCGAACAACCGCUACCCUCCGGCAGGGGGCAGACGCCUUCUGGCAGCCUCACCGUCUCGCAGCAGGUCACUGCCCAGAUUCACAGCGACAUCGCCUACUCCACGCAGUUCAUCCCGUCGACGCCCCUCGACGAUGGCCAAGAGGAUCAAAACGGCACCUCACCCCGGGUUGGCGAGGGCACGACUCCCCGCCUUGGCGAGCCCCCUUCCUCAUCCAUCAAGCCUCCUCCGCCGCCGCCGCCGCCGCCCGCCUUUGCGGCCUCAUCCUCUUCCGCCCGACGUCUCAGAACUCCGCGCCAAGCCAGGUACACUUCCGCGACGACCACCACUACCACGUCCACUACCACUACAACCAUCCGGCCCUCUCAAGCAACGACCGCAUCCCAGCCAUCUUCGCCCGAACAAUCCCACCCCCGACCCCACCUCCACCACAACGCUCCUCCAGCGCGCCAUCGUCGCCUACGCACCACGCCAAACACCACCACCGCGCGCUCGCCUCACCACCACCACCAGCCGCCCCCUCAGCAACCGUCCUCCAGCAACAACAGCCUCCACUUCCUCGACCACGGCGCCUCCCUCGUCUCCAUGCCCCCCUGCUCCCCUACCUCUCCCCUCCUCCAGCCGGGAGACUUGCCACUCCCCUCCUCCUCCUCCUCCCUGCCCGCCUCCUCCCAGCUCCUCACCAAGAGCCAGAUGCUGCCAGACAGCCUCCUCCGCGACGGGCUCCCCCCGCCGCCGCUGCCCCCCGCGUUUGCGAAAUCAGGCGCCGGCGCCGCCACCUCUGCGCGUGAGAUUUGGGACUCGGACGACGAUGAUGUGCCGCUGUGAAAUGGGGCCGGGUUGGUACCGGGAGGAAGAUGUACACUGCAACUGCCGUCAGUCGGGCUGUAUGCGGGCGAAUAAUUUCUUUGGGUCGGAGAUCUUCCAUUGCAGCAUUGCGGCAACUAUAUUUACUUGGCAUCAAAAGCGCAACCGUUGUGAGAAUAUGAACGAAUAUUAGAACCGGCGCAAGUACCGCUAUAUUCCGCCCUUCGUGUCGGAGUAGCUUUCACAACGCAAUAUUAGUUCGCAAACUCAAGUGACCAAUUUCUCUCAUUGUUCUGCCUAUACAUCGAUACUUCUGCGAGUCCGGGACAUGCCCUCUCCGGCCCGGCAACAAGGAAUCCAUAGAAACUACCGUUUCGCCUUACCAACAAAGCAUGCCCGCAGAGCCAUGAACCUGUCUAUCACCUUUGCUUUUUGCGCUUUCUCCUUCCCG
Purpureocillium takamizusanense is the source of this 3755-nucleotide messenger RNA. RefSeq lists its product as uncharacterized. The record is from RefSeq and is a predicted model, not a curated record. The coding region runs from base 221 to 3325 and encodes 1034 amino acids. Lineage: Eukaryota; Fungi; Ascomycota; Sordariomycetes; Hypocreales; Ophiocordycipitaceae. The transcript has a single exon.